Molecule: messenger RNA, 2871 nt
Organism: Rana temporaria (common frog)
Lineage: Eukaryota; Metazoa; Chordata; Amphibia; Anura; Ranidae
Gene: TRIOBP
Product: TRIO and F-actin binding protein
Exons: 14
Coding region: 450-2132 (560 amino acids)
Biological process (GO): positive regulation of substrate adhesion-dependent cell spreading; actin filament organization
Cellular component (GO): actin cytoskeleton
Molecular function (GO): actin filament binding
Source: RefSeq, a predicted model, not a curated record
GUCUCUUUGCCCUGCGAGGAUUCUGGCCAAGGGGUGGGAGUAACUUGUGUCCCUCUCCUACACCCAAAUGUAACUGGAGAAGGAAAGGACUGGAGAGAGGGACACAGCUAAAUGUCAGAUAAGUCAAUGCUCAUGGCACUGCAAAUAUACAUUAUAGAGACUUAUACUUUAGAAAUGUAAAAAUUAGGCCUUUUUCUUCAGCAGUUUAUUUUUGGCUUUGUAUUGUACAAUUACUGGAAGGACUUGGAGAUGAAAGCAAGGGGGCAAGUGACAUAAUAUAGGAGGGGAAGGUCACAGAAUCAAUUGCUUUUAAUGGUGCUUUCUAAAUUUAAUAAGAAACAUGGAGAAAAAGAGCUAUUUUUCUAUAAUGUGAACCAAGGAUAGGAGGAGGAGAUAGUCGAGUAUGGAGUUGUAAACAAGACGGGUAGAUCAGGAAGUAAGACAUUUCUAUGUUGUCCAGUGAAGAAUCUGCAGAUAGAGGUUCCAGCACAGAUCUGGAGCCAGACCUGCUGAAUUUCAAGAAAGGAUGGAUGUCCUUACUCGAUGGCAACGGAGAGUGGAAGAAACACUGGUUUGUUCUCACAGACUCCAGCCUCAAAUAUUACAGGGACUCUAAUGCUGAAGAGGCUGAUGAGCUGGAUGGUGAGAUCGAUCUUAGAACUUGCACUGACGUGCCUGAGUUCCCUGUACAAAGGAAUUAUGGCUUCCAGAUUCAUACAAAUGAAGGUGUGUUCACACUUUCCGCUAUGACUUCUGGCAUUCGCAGGAAUUGGAUUGAGGCUCUAAGAAAAAAUGUGCACCCAGUAAGCAUACCUGAUGUGACAAAACUGUCUGAAAGUAAUAAGGAAAAUACAUUUGUGCCUCCUCGUGCUACACCAAGGCCAGAAGAGCUGCGUCUGAGUUCAGAAGUAAGGCAGAGGAAAAUAGAGUUGGUAGGAUCGCGACAGGGCUCAUUUGACUAUGUAGAGUUAUCACCACUCUCCCCUGGGGAAGAGCGGGAUCAAAGAUUAGAGGAAAGGAAACGUUGGUUUGAAGCUACUCCAGGAGGCGACACACUGAACACUCGUCGAACUCUCACUACUCCAGUGACUGAAGAGCAGAAGCAGCGGCUCAAUGAUGACAUUGAAUCUAAAUGGAAAGAGCUGGAGCGGUUGCCAUUGCGGGAGACUAAACAGACUCCUCUUACUUGUUUGCUUGCAGGAAACAAAACCAAAGCUAUGGGAGAGAACACAUCAGCACUUGAAAAACAGAUACAGAGUUUAAAGAUGCAACUUGAGAAGGCAAGGAAAGAAAUAGAGUCUCAGAAAGGACAUGAAGGCACAGUUCCUGCGGGCUUAAUUUCUCAGGAAUCCUGUGAGCACAGUCUGUCUCAGAUGGAGUCUUUUCACAAGCAGCUCCUGUCUGAGCUUCAGAGACAUCACGAGUGGGAGAUUCAGAGACUGAAACAGGAGAAGGACCAGCUGUUAGCUGAGGAAGCCGCAGCCACAGCAUCUGUAAUUGAGGCAAUCAGAGCUGCCCACAAGGAAGAGCUGCAAAGAGAAGUGGAGAAGGCUCGUACAUUCCAACAUGGAGGAUCUACUGGAAAUGAAAUUAUUCGGCGGCAACACCAAUCUGAUAUGGAAGCUCUAAGACGGGAGCUGCAGACCCUGUCCGAACGUUACUCACAGAAGUGUCUGGAGAUUGGAGCACUGAAUCAAGCCGCUGCAGAGCGGGAGAGAGAACUACAGAGGUGCCAGCAGGAAGCGCAGGAACUGCUGAGGCAGAAUCAGGAAUUGAAUAAUCGUUUUUCAGAAGAGAUUGCAAAAUUGCGAACAUUCAUGUCUGGUAAUGGCCCAAACGAUGGACGGCUGCAAGUUGGCGAGAAAAACAGUACUGAGCUUGAGGUUUUACUGCGAGUAAAAGAAAACGAGCUGCAGUAUUUGCGAAAAGAGGUCUCCUGUUUACGUGAGGAUCUCCAGAACAUGCAGAAGGACAAGAGGUAUGCAUCCGAGAAGUACAAAGACAUUUAUGUGGAACUCAAUAAUAUCAAAUCCCGCUCAGAGCGUGAGAUUGACCAGCUAAAGGAACACUUGCGGCUCGCCAUGUCAGCACUGCGUGAAGAGGCUGCACUACGGAACAGUGUAGGAGAAUAGUGGAUGUUUAGAUGCCUUUUUUUCAUGGAGAUACGAAAAUCGUGUAUAUGCAGACACUGUGACGUCACUGCAUCUCUGGCUGCGCCACACAACUGCAUCAUUUUAUAUGUGAAUCACAGGAUUUUAUACAGUUUAUUAUUUUUAUUAUCAUACGAAGAUCCUCUUUGACGUGUCUUAAGACAGUAGCACAAGGUCAUAUAGCCCAAAAUCUGCAGCAUCAGUUUUGGGAUAUUUUAGUAUGUUUUACUGUUACGUAUGGCAGAAUGUAAAUGUUUGCUUUUAAAGACCAACUGUAUAUGUGGACAUGUAAGUGAUAUAAAUGCACUGGGAGCAAUUGUGGGAAGACAUAGUAGAGCACUGGGUGGAGCUGAGCUGUGCAGAAGCGAGUGCACUGAAUGUUGGGAAUGUAAACAAUGUCAGUAAUUUAACAGAGUGAAUACCAAUUGUAUACUAAGAGGUCAUUGAUCAGAUGACUGGCUAGAGAAAGGCCCUUUACAGACAUAUAAUAAACUGCUGGGGAGUGGUGUUAUGUUUGAUGAAAGACGUUUCAUUCCUCACAUGUAAGUACAGAGUAUUGUUCAGUUCAAAACUGAAUAUUGUACCAGUGAGGACUGGUUUGUAUGUCAGCAGUGUGACAGUGAUGUAUGUUUUAUGUAGAUCUCUUUUUCACAAGUGUGAACACAAACACAUUUAAAAUAAAAUAUUGUUACCGUUAGCAUUAAAUAAUUUGUAUACCGAA